AUGGAAACAUCACCAAUGCAGAUCAAGUCCGGUAGGUCACCUCCCUCUGCUCAGUCCCAAGUAUUGUACAUCGCUCGCACCCUCUGGCCCACCGAAGCCAGAGCAUCGCAUCUAGGAGGCAAGAGCCCCAACAACGGUGCUCCACCAUUCGACGGAGAUAGCGGUGCGCCUGCGAUCCGUCUGGAGGAUUACACAUCAUCGGGAGCACCGUUUCCUCCUAGCCAAGACUCGCCGGCCUUGCUGCCCUAUUCAUAUAACGCGGCGUCGCCCUCCUAUCCCCGAGACGCAGCUUUUAUGCCGGGCACCGCUUCAGAAUCGCACAUCCACCCCGAUCUCAGGGCCCUCGGCGACGCGCCUGCAGCAGACAUGAUGCAAACAAGCGUGCCCCCGCCGCCUGCGCCGGAACCCGUCGGCCCAAUGGCUCCUCCAGCUGCACCUACGUCUGUGCCGCCCGCAGGCCCAGCCGCCGCUGCAGGAAGUGUGUCCCCGGAUGGUCGCAAGGCCAAGCGCGAGCUGUCCCAGUCCAAACGAGCGGCGCAAAACAGAGCCGCGCAGCGUGCCUUCCGUCAGAGGAAAGAGGGUUACAUCAAAAAGCUGGAGCAACAGGUGCGCGACUACAACGACAUGGACAACCAAUUGAAGCUCGCUCAGCAAGACAACUACCUCCUGAGAGACUACGUGAUCUCCCUCCAGUCGAGGCUGAUAGACGCCAAGAUUGAGGUUCCGUCGCCCCCGCCGAAUCUGUCCCUUGUUCACCCUCAUUCCGCUCCCCCACCGCCGCCGAUACAACCGAUUGCACCGCCAGAAGCAGGCCCGUCUCACCCGGCCAUUUCAAACCCCCUGGCGCAGGUGGCGCAGGCCGUCGCCAACCUGGGACAACGUGGCGACCAUGUCCCGGCGGGUGCGUAUACCAGCAAGGAAUUCAAAGCCGACGGUGCGGGCGAGGAGAGGGGCACGGAAGACAUGACGAGACAGUUGCAGCCGGAAGGACUGCCCGCAGCAUCUAUGUAG
Thyridium curvatum is the source of this 1011-nucleotide messenger RNA. RefSeq lists its product as uncharacterized. The transcript is spliced from 3 exons. Gene Ontology annotation, molecular function: DNA-binding transcription activator activity, RNA polymerase II-specific; transcription cis-regulatory region binding. NCBI's taxonomy places the organism in Eukaryota, Fungi, Ascomycota, Sordariomycetes, Thyridiales, Thyridiaceae. Bases 1 to 1011 code for a protein of 336 amino acids. Gene Ontology annotation, cellular component: RNA polymerase II transcription regulator complex. The record is from RefSeq and is a predicted model, not a curated record.